AUUAUUGCACACACGACUUGGUCCCGCUUGUAUCUAAGAUUCAUGGUUGGGGCCGUAAGAAUCCAAACAUGAAACGGAGACUAGGACAGCCUUUGUCCGAAUUCGGAAUUCCAACCUGGAAUCCCGAGGCGUGCUCACACCACAACCUCCCAUUUCAAUCUUUAAUCACAUAAAUUCACCAAAAUCAAUAUUCGUGUUAUCGGCAACUCGAAAUCAAAAGAGGGCCUCGGUUUUGGAAUAAAAAUCUCGGCGAAAUUUGAGGUGCAGCGGAGGAUAAGCCAAACUAAGCUGAGGCCCUUAUAAGAUGUUGCAACCAAUCUUCAUUAUCGAAUUUGGGUUUUCUUGAGAGAUUGAGAGAGAUGAUGGAGCUGUGUUUGAUGGCUUCGCAUGGCUGCUACCCUCCCGGAUUGGGCGUUGGUUUCCAUCCAGAACAUGCUUCCAGCAGGGUUUCCGAUGAAUUUCAUCAUUUUCUCCCCUAUAACUGGUCGAAACAAGACCUUGUUGAUCCCCUGUCGUUCAAUUUAAGCGGCCUACAAAAGGAGGAGUGGAGAUCCCCUAGUGGAUUCUUGGAUUCUAAUCACUUGUUCAGAUUUGAGUCGACGUGUAGGAGACCUGCAGUCAUUGAUUUUCAAGACACCAAUCUUGAUUCUGUACUUUUUGGCUUUGGGAUUGUUGAACGAUGUGCAAGUCACGAGAAGAUCUUGAAGCUGCUUACAUCUGGAUCAAUUGAAGGAGAAGAUCCCCUGCUGAAUUUAUCGAUGCUCUAUGAUUUAACGGGACCUCAGUCACCCAUUGCACAUUUGCCUCAGCUUAGAUACGAAAGUCAAACUAUGCAGAAUCUUAUAUAUCCAACUAGGGAACUCUAUAUCAAGGAACCAUCCUUGGACUUAGCCGACAAUAGAAGCUAUACCAGCACUGAAAUGGCUGAUAUGCUUUCAAUUAUCUCCAACAUUCAUUCACUGAAGAACACGAAAAAAUCCAGCAGGCAGACGAUGCUGGUCCCUUAUUUUGAGAGGCGCAGAAAAGCAAGUGCUAGUACUAACGCAUCAAAACUCACAGCAACUGAGAAAGUUAGGUCUCCCAAGAGCCACGAUAGGGUGAAGGAGAAGACACCACGGAAAAAGAAGACAACGAGGGAUGCCUACAGCAACAGCUACCUUCAUGCUUGCGAAAGUCUUCUCUCUGUAAUUAUGGACAGGAAGCAGCCCGGUGGAAACACAAUCCUCUCGUUGAAGAAAUCCAGUCCCCAGCUGCCUCGACUUCUCACCCAGUUCUCAGCCAGCAUUGCCGGGACUGGUAUUGCUGUCAUUUUAUCUGUUCUCUGCAGGGUUGCCUGCAACCGGCUCCCCUUGUGCGCAUCCAAGAUUUUGAGCACCGGGUUGGGUUUAGGUCUUGUGUGGCUCUCUUGGGCCGUCAAUAGGCUGAGAGACACGGUUAUCUCUAUCAGCAAAACUUCUGGCAAAGGCGAAGGUAGGGAAGAGGAGAUGGUGAGUGUUUUGGACAGAAACUUGAAAGACAUUUGCUUCAGGGCGAUCGCGUUAGUGGCGGUCGUGGCUCUCAAGGUAGCCUAGUCCUAGUUAGAGAAAAAGGCAUGUGGGUUUUAAUUAACGAGAUGCUAACCUCGUGCUGCACAACAUUCUUAGAUGUAUAUUUGGUAAGAUGUCUGAAUGUAAUCAGUGCCUACUUUGUCCCAAAUUUUGCUCUUCUCAGCUUCAGUUUUGCUCUAA
This is a messenger RNA of Salvia miltiorrhiza (redroot sage), 1727 nucleotides long. RefSeq lists its product as uncharacterized. The coding region runs from base 360 to 1571 and encodes 403 amino acids. The transcript is spliced from 5 exons. NCBI's taxonomy places the organism in Eukaryota, Viridiplantae, Streptophyta, Magnoliopsida, Lamiales, Lamiaceae. The record is from RefSeq and is a predicted model, not a curated record.